Molecule: messenger RNA, 39264 nt
Organism: Lytechinus pictus (painted urchin)
Lineage: Eukaryota; Metazoa; Echinodermata; Echinoidea; Temnopleuroida; Toxopneustidae
Exons: 211
Coding region: 469-37314 (12281 amino acids)
Biological process (GO): heterophilic cell-cell adhesion; establishment or maintenance of epithelial cell apical/basal polarity; Notch signaling pathway
Cellular component (GO): plasma membrane; protein-containing complex
Molecular function (GO): Notch binding; calcium ion binding
Source: RefSeq, a predicted model, not a curated record
UUUCUUCGCUUUCACUGAAUAGCCAAGAUUUUAAAUGCAAAGCCUCCGGUGUUAUGAGAUAGCGUUACGUGUCUGUUCUGUAACACUGGACCAUCCUGGCGUAGCCCUUCUUACCAAAAUGUUAUGAGAGCCCAAAACUCAACAUGACUUGAUACUUGUGGAUUUAUAUCAUAGUGCUUCUUGGGAUAUAUUUCAUCGAGAAGUCGAGAUCUAAUGUAGAUUGCACAAUACUGGAUGGGAAUAUUUAAGUCCGCAAAUAAGCAUACGAGUGGGACCAAGCAUUGGAUUGUUGUUGGUGGGACGAAAUAUUUAUUCCUUAACCAUUCUAAGAGUGCCCCAGCCAAGGAAUAAGUCAUGCUUUUCAAGAUCAACUUCGCCUCUUCAAGUGUGAUAUUAUAGGCAUCAACAGCAUCUCGUUGUCGGGGAAACUCAAAAGGAUAAAUAUACCGGAAAGUGGGAAACUUUCAGAUGUGCCCCUUUUGGCACAACAAGCGCAAUCGGAAUACAAUCAUGGAAAUAAGGACAAAUAUUACUGACAAAUUAUUAUUAUUAUUAUCAUCACUGACGUCAUUAUGUUGUGUGUGUCUAUUAUUGGGGAAGGGUACAGAAGCCUACCCCACGGGAGCUCCACCCUUUGCUUGCCUUGAUAUGUUACCAGUUGGUCAUGGAACCGAUGGCCAGACGACGUCGAGUCCGUAUUCGAUUUCAGUGGAUGUAUCGUCGUACUCACCGGGUGGAAUAGUAACAGUCCGGAUAUCCGGAGAUGAAUCGUUUCGAGGUUUAUUAAUACAGGCCAGACCGGUCGGAACACCGCCACCAUUUGGCACGUGGACGGAUUAUCCGGAUAAUUUUCAAACCAUCAAUUGUUUCUCAACGGGGGAUUCGCUCACCCACACGGAGAACUCGGAUAAGAAUCCGACCGACUUGACGUUUGUAUGGCAGGCGCCAUCGGCUGGUGGUGUUGGAGAUAUCCACUUCGUCGCAACAUUUGUACAAGAGCGGACGAUAUUCUGGCUCGAUGUUACAUCCAGCAUAUUAAGAGAAAGAGGUCCAAAUCCGUGUCUAUCAGAUCCCUGCCAAAACGAAGGCCGGUGUUUCAGCGAUGCAGAAAACACGCAGUAUGCAUGCCUCUGUCCCGGAUCAUUUUCUGGAAUUAACUGUGAGAUAGCAGAUUCGGCACCCACUACGGCACCUACUCCAGCUCUGAUAAACCCAUGCCUGUCGGACCCUUGUCAGAACGGUGGAAGUUGUUUCUCUCAGUCAGACAACACAGCAUAUAGGUGUAUGUGCCCAGAUACAUUUAUCGGUACAAAUUGCGAAGCGAUAGCGACAAUAUUGCAAACAACCGUUCCACCGACUACUGGGCCUUGCUCCUUGCUGCCAUGUCAGAACGGAGGGCGAUGUUUCAUGAGCGUUGAUGAUACGGAAUACACCUGUUUCUGUCCAAGCGGUUUUACUGGAAUGAACUGUGAAUUGUCAUCACUUAUCGCAUUGACUACUCAUACUCCCACCGGUCCAUGUGUCUCGUUUCCUUGUCAAAACGGAGGCCAAUGUUUCAUGAGUGUUGAUGAUACUGGUUAUACCUGUCUUUGCCCAAGUGGAUUCACUGGAAUGAACUGUGAAUCGUCAUCACUUACCGCAUCGACUACUCAUGCUCCCACUGGCCCUUGUGUCUCGUUCCCCUGUCAGAAUGGAGGUCAAUGUUUCAUGAGUGUUGAUGACACUGGUUAUACAUGCCUGUGCCCGACUGGUUAUGCAGGAAUGAACUGUGAAUUAUCUACCCUUACAGGAACAACUACUCCAACUCCAACCGCUCUGAUAAACCCAUGCCUGUCGGACCCUUGUCAGAACGGUGGAAGUUGUUUCUCUCAGUCGGACAACACAGCAUAUAGGUGUAUGUGCCCAGAUACAUUUUUCGGUACAAAUUGCGAAGCGAUAGCGACAAUAUUGCAAGCAACCGUUCCACCGACUACUGGGCCUUGCUCCUUGCUGCCAUGUCAGAACGGAGGGCAAUGUUUCAUGAGCGUUGAUGAUACGGAAUACACCUGUUUCUGUCCAAGUGGUUUUACUGGAACGAACUGUGAAUUGUCAUCACUUAUCGCAUUGACUACUCAUACUCCAACCGGUCCAUGUGUCUCGUUUCCUUGUCAAAACGGAGGCCAAUGUUUCAUGAGUGUUGAUGAUACUGGUUAUACGUGUCUUUGUCCAAGUGGUUUUACUGGAAUGAACUGUGAAUCGUCAUCGCUUACUGCAUCGACUACUUAUGCUCCCACUGGCCCUUGUGUCUCGUUCCCCUGUCAGAAUGGAGGUCAAUGUUUCAUGAGUGUUGAUGACACCGGUUAUACAUGCCUGUGCCCGACUGGUUAUGCUGGAAUGAACUGUGAAUUAUCUACCCUUACAGGAACAACUACUCCAACUCCAACCGGUCCAUGUGUCUCGUUGCCGUGUCAAAAUGGAGGCCAAUGUUUCAUGAGUGUUGAUGACACUGGUUAUACAUGCCUGUGCCCGACUGGUUAUGCUGGAAUGAACUGUGAAUUAUCUACCCUUACAGGAACAACUACUCCAACUCCAACCGGUUCAUGUGUCUCGUUGCCGUGUCAAAAUGGAGGCCAAUGUUUCAUGAGUGUUGAUGACACCGCCUAUACCUGCUUCUGCCCAAGUGAUUUUACUGGAGUGAAUUGUGAAUUGUCUUCUGCAACUACUCCUGCUCCUGUUAUGAAUCCAUGCUUGUCAGAACCAUGUCAAAAUGGCGGCCGGUGUUUCGCUCAGUCUGACAACACCGCUUACAGAUGUAUUUGUCCGGAUAACGUCGUUGGCACAAACUGUGAAGCCGUGUUGGUUGUAACACAGACUACCAUGGCUCCAAUUGCUAACCCAUGUAUGAGUGAACCGUGUCAGAAUGGAGCUGCUUGUUUCUCAGCUGCAGACAGUUCCUCUUUUACUUGUCUCUGUGCGGGUCACUUCCAAGGAGUACUCUGCGAAACAGAAACACAACAAGUUUUAACCUGUGACUCAGCUCCUUGUCAAAAUGGCGGGGAAUGCUUCAUAGCGGCAGAUGGAAGUGGGUAUUUUUGUGCGUGUCCAAUGGGUUUCACGGGAGAUAACUGCGAAACAGUUAUCAACACUUGUGGUAGCGCACCAUGUAAUAAUGGCGGAACAUGUUUCGGCUCUCUGGACGGUGUUUCAUUCUUCUGUCAGUGUCCACAAGGUUUCACAGGAUCAACUUGCCAAACUUCUAUCCCAACGGUAACUCCAUGUGAUCCAUCUCCUUGUGAAAAUGGAGGUACCUGUUUUGUAGCCGCUUCUGAUGGUAAUAGUUAUGUGUGCUCAUGUCCGUCUGGAUUCACGGGAACCAACUGCCAAACAGUGGACAGUCCAUGUGCCAACAAUCCAUGUAUGAAUGAAGGAACCUGCUUCCGAAGCUCUGACAACACCGAUUCAUAUUUCUGUGUGUGCCCGACAGGUUUUGGAGGAACAAAUUGUGAGACAGUUCUACAAGUUGAUCCAUGUGAAUCCAAUCCUUGUCAAAAUGGAGCUACUUGCAGUCUUGAUGGUGUCCAAUACCAAUGUAAUUGUGAUCUUGGAUUCACUGGAACUAAUUGUGAGCUUGAUAUAACAGACUGCACUGGGGAUCCUUGUCAGAAUAAUGCAGUAUGUCUUGACAUGCCGAGUGGCUUCAUCUGUAUCUGUGAUGCUCAGUUCUCAGGAAUAUAUUGUCAAUUUCUAACACCCUGCAACGCUGACCCAUGUCUGAAUGGUGCCACAUGUUUUCAACAGGAUGAUUCUGGAAAUUAUCUAUGUGUCUGCCCAAUUGGCUUUACUGGCACUAACUGUGAAACCAAUAUACCUACAGCUUGCAGCAGCAACCCAUGUCGCAAUGAAGGUGUGUGCUUCGAGUCCCAGAGCGGUGGGGAUGGUUACUUCUGUUCCUGUCCCAAUGGCUGGGAAGGAACCGAAUGUGAGGUGCCCUCUGACCUUUGUGACCCAGACCCGUGUCAGAACAAUGCAGUCUGUAUUAACAUGCAGACAUCUUACAUGUGCCAGUGUACUGCUGGAUUUGAAGGGGACAACUGCGAAACAACUCUUCAAGCCUGUGCUAGCAACCCAUGUCAGAAUAAUGCCCUCUGCUUUGAUGGUUUGAAUGGUGGAUACUUCUGUCAGUGUGCUGUAGGAUAUGAAGGAACUGACUGUGAAACAGAAAUUGAUGCCUGUAAUCCCAGUCCCUGCCUGAAUGGAGGUAUUUGCUUUGAAGGUGCCUUUGUGAAUGAGUUCUUCUGUUUGUGUGCUGAUGGAUGGGAAGGGACGGUCUGCGCUAGUCCUGUAGACCAAUGUGACCCCUCACCCUGCCUCAAUGGAGCAACCUGCACCAACCUCCAGACAUCUUACACUUGCAAUUGCCCUUCAGGAUUCACAGGGGAGAAUUGUCAAGAUGUUGAAUCACCAUGCAAUGAUGAGCCUUGCCAGAACGGUGCUGCUUGUUUUGUCAGUGCUCAAUCGACAUCCUUCCUGUGUCUCUGUAUGCCUGGAUGGGAAGGCGAUGACUGCAGCGUGGCCAUCAAUGCCUGUGAUCCUGACCCCUGUUUCAAUGGUGCUACAUGUAAUGACCUUCAGUCAUCUUUCACAUGUACAUGCCCUGAUGGGUUUGGAGGGGACAGUUGUGAGACAGUCCUUGUGGCGUGUGCUAGCGACCCAUGUGAAAACGGUGCAACAUGUUUUGCUAGUGGCCAAUCAGAUGAAAGCUUCUUCUGUCUAUGUGAAGCUGGAUGGGAAGGAGUUGUGUGCGAACUGGCCACAGAUGUAUGUUCAUCCUCACCAUGUAUGAACGGAGCUACGUGUAACAAUCUUCAGACUUCAUAUGAAUGCUCUUGUGCUGAUGGAUUUGAAGGAAUAAUGUGUGAAACAGAAAUAAAUGGAUGUACAAGCGACCCAUGCCAGAAUGAAGGAGUCUGCUUUGUAUCAGGAAAUGGCGAUUCAUCGUUCAUAUGCCUCUGCCAGCCAGGAUGGGAGGGAGAUGAUUGCAGUCAAGCUAUUGAUCUUUGUCAGCCUUCGAAUCCUUGUAUGAACGGAGCCACCUGUCUCAACCAGCAGACUUCAUUCACUUGUCAGUGUCCAGAGGGAUUUACCGGAUCGGUGUGUGAAACAGUUUUGGAGUCCUGUUCCAGCAUGCCAUGUGAGAACGGAGCAGUGUGUUUUGAGGCCUCUAACACCAAUGGAUAUUUCUGUCAGUGUCCAACUGGAUUCACCGGAACAAACUGCGAAAAUGUGCAAAUGGCCUGUGACCUUCAACCCUGCCAGAAUGGAGCUGCCUGUUUCCAGCAGGAGUCAUCUGAGUCGGGGUAUUUCUGCCUUUGUCCUGAUGGAUUCCAAGGAGACAACUGUGAGAUGGCAAUAACACCAUGCAACCCUGAUCCUUGUCUUAAUGGUGCAGCCUGUGUGGAGGAUGGCAUUCAGUUCAUGUGCCUCUGCCGCCUAGGGUUUUCUGGAGACCUGUGUGAAAACGUUGUUGGAGCCUGCAUGAGUGAACCCUGUCAGAAUGGAGCCAAUUGUUUUGAGGAUGUCAGCGGGGCAAACUUCUUUUGCCAGUGCGUUGGUGAUUGGCAAGGGACGACCUGUGCAGAACCUUUGCAGGAUAACUGUGACCCAAACCCCUGUAUGAAUGGCGGGAGCUGUACUGGUCAGCAGAAUAUAUUCCAGUGUGCCUGUCCUGAUGGCUUUGCCGGUGCUCUGUGCCAGCUAGUGGCCACAACUGGUUGUACCAUUGACCCGUGCAUGAAUGGAGGUGUGUGUUUUGCAGGCAGCGAUGACUCUGCAAGCUACUUCUGUGAUUGUCCAAUAGGUUUUACAGGAGAUCGCUGCGAAACAGAACUCUAUCCAUGUGAUAGCGAUCCAUGUCAAAACGGAGCUACAUGUUUUGAACAUCUUGGAAGAGACAGCUAUGUGUGCGUGUGCACACCAGGAUAUGAGGGCACAAAUUGUGAAAAUGAAGUGUUUCCUUGUGAUAGCAACCCAUGUAUGAACGGUGCAACCUGCUACGAGCAUUCGGCAGGAAGCAGCUACGUUUGUCAGUGCCUACCUGGUUUUGAAGGCUUGAACUGUGAAAAUGAAAUCUUGCCAUGCCUCAGCAAUCCUUGUCAGAAUGGUGCUACGUGCUUUGAGCAUGGCAAUGGUGGCAGCUAUGUCUGUCUGUGUGUCUCGGGAUAUGAAGGAACCAAUUGUGAAACCGAAAUCAUCUCUUGUGCAAGUGAUCCUUGUCAGAAUGGUGCAACCUGUCUGGAGAUGGGCACUGGUGAAGGUCAUAUAUGCAUAUGUGUACCAGGCUUUGAGGGACUCACUUGUGCUACAGAAACACCAGCUUGUGACAGCAGUCCAUGUCAGAAUGGAGCCACAUGUUUUGAUCAGACAAGUGGCGAUGGUUAUGCAUGCCUCUGUGCUGAUGGGUUUGAUGGCACCAACUGUGAACAAGAAAUUAUGGGAUGCAUCAGUGAUCCAUGCCAGAAUGGAGCAAUCUGUUUUGAUCAAAAUGGUGGUGGCAAAUACGUCUGCAUUUGUGCAGCUGGCUAUGCAGGCACCAAUUGUGAAAAUGAAAUCAUUGGAUGUGGUAGCAAUCCUUGUCUGAAUGGAGCUACCUGCUUUGAUCUGAGCAGUGGCAGUGGUUAUGCCUGUGUUUGUAUGGAUGGAUUCCAGGGAAUAAACUGUGAAAACGAAAUUGUUGCCUGUGAUAGUAAUCCUUGUCAGAAUGGAGCAACUUGUUUUAAUAGCAAUGGUGGCAGUGGUUAUGUCUGUGCAUGCCCAACUGGAUAUGAUGGAACAAACUGUGAAAAUGUAAACUUGGCCUGUGUUAGCAGCCCUUGUCUAAAUGGAGCAACCUGUUUUAAUAACAAUGUUGGCAGUAUUUAUGUCUGUCUCUGCCCUCCUGGCUUCGAAGGACUGAACUGCGAAAUUGAAAUAAUACCCUGUGCUAGCAAUCCCUGUCUUAAUGGAGCAACCUGUUUUGAUAGCAAUGGUGCCAGUGGAUAUGCCUGUCUCUGCCCAGAUGGCUUUGAAGGAGCAAACUGUGAAAAUGAAAUGUUAUCCUGUGCUAGCAAUCCUUGUCUUAAUGGAGCAACCUGUUUUGAUAGCAAUGGUGCCAGUGGAUAUGCCUGUCUCUGCCCAGAUGGCUUUGAAGGAGCAAACUGUGAAAAUGAGAUACAGCCAUGUGAGAGUAAUCCAUGUCAGAAUGGUGCUACCUGCUUCACACAUUCAAGUGGAACUGCCUAUUCCUGUCUGUGCCCGGAUAACUAUGAAGGAGGCAACUGUGAAAAUGAGAUUCAACCAUGUGCAAGUAAUCCUUGUCUGAAUGGAGCGACCUGCUUUGAAGGAGGGGCAAGCUUUACUUGCAUCUGUCCAAUGGGUUUUGAGGGAACAAACUGUGAAACUGAGCUCUCAGCCUGUGAUAGCAGCCCUUGUGUCAACAAUGGUGUUUGCUUUACCCAUAGCAAUGGAGAGGAUUAUUUUUGUGUCUGCCCCACUGGAUUUGAGGGAAAGAAUUGUGAAAAUGUUACAGUUCUGCCUCCCUGUGACAGCAAUCCUUGUCAAAAUGGAGCUACCUGUAUAGACCGUGAAGAAUUCUCUGCAUAUGUCUGUGCUUGUCCAGCUGGCUUUGAUGGUGUAAACUGUGAAAAUGACAUCCCAGCAUGCAACAGCAAUCCGUGUAUGAAUGGAGCUACAUGUAUGCAUCAAAAUGAUACCAACAGCUAUGUAUGUCUUUGUGUGGAUUCAUUUGAAGGAGUCAAUUGUGAAAUUGAAAUCCUCGCAUGUACCAGCAACCCUUGUCUAAAUGGAGCAACCUGUUUUGAUAGCAACGGUGGUAGUGGAUAUGUCUGUCAAUGUCCUGCAGGGUUUGGAGGAACAAACUGUGAAAAUGAAACUCUCGCCUGUGCUAGCAACCCUUGUCUAAAUGGAGCAACCUGUUUUGAUAGUAAUGGGGGCAGUGGUUAUGCCUGUCUCUGCCCAGAUGGAUUUGACGGAACAAACUGUGAAAAUGAAGCCCCUGCCUGUGCUAGCAACCCUUGUCUAAAUGGAGCAACCUGUUUUGAUAGUAAUGGGGGCAGUGGUUAUGCUUGCCUCUGCCCAGGUGGAUUUGAAGGAACAAACUGUGAAAAUGAAAUCCUCGCAUGUACCAGCAACCCUUGUCUAAAUGGAGCAACCUGUUUUGAUAGCAAUGGUGGUAGUGGAUAUGUCUGUCAAUGUCCUGCAGGGUUUGAAGGAACAAACUGUGAAAAUGAAAUGAUACCCUGUGCCAGCAAUCCUUGUCAAAAUGGAGCAACCUGUUUUGAGAGCAACGGUGGUAGUGGAUAUGUCUGUCAAUGUCCUACAGGGUUUGGAGGAACAAACUGUGAAAAUGAAAUCCCUGCCUGUGCUAGCAACCCUUGUCUAAAUGGAGCAACCUGUUUUGAUAGUAAUGGGGGCAGCGGUUAUGCCUGUCUCUGCCCAGAUGGAUUUGAAGGAACAAACUGUGAAAAUGAAACCCCUGCCUGUGCUAGCAACCCUUGUCUAAAUGGAGCAACCUGUUUUGAUAGUAAUGGGGGCAGUGGUUAUGCCUGUCUCUGCCCAGGUGGAUUUGAUGGAACAAACUGUGAAAAUGAAACCCCUGCCUGUGCUAGCAACCCUUGUCUAAAUGGAGCAACCUGUUUUGAUAGUAAUGGGGGCAGUGGUUAUGCCUGUCUCUGCCCAGGUGGAUUUGAUGGAACAAACUGUGAAAAUGAAAUCCUCGCAUGUACCAGCAACCCUUGUCUAAAUGGAGCAACCUGUUUUGAUAGCAAUGGUGGUAGUGGAUAUGUCUGUCAAUGUCCUGCAGGGUUUGAAGGAACAAACUGUGAAAAUGAAAUGAUACCCUGUGCCAGCAAUCCUUGUCAAAAUGGAGCAACCUGUUUUGAGAGCAACGGUGGUAGUGGAUAUGUCUGUCAAUGUCCUACAGGGUUUGGAGGAACAAACUGUGAAAAUGAAAUCCCUGCCUGUGCUAGCAACCCUUGUCUAAAUGGAGCAACCUGUUUUAAUAGUAAUGGAGGCAGUGGUUAUGCUUGUCUCUGCCCAGAUGGAUUUGACGGAACAAACUGUGAAAAUGAAACCCCUGCCUGUGCUAGUAACCCUUGUCUAAAUGGAGCAACCUGUUUUGAUAGUAAUGGGGGCAGUGGUUAUGCCUGUCUCUGCCCAGAUGGAUUUGACGGAACAAACUGUGAAAAUGAAACCCCUGCCUGUGCUAGCAACCCUUGUCUAAAUGGAGCAACCUGUUUUGAUAGUAAUGGGGGCAGUGGUUAUGCCUGUCUCUGCCCAGAUGGAUUUGACGGAACAAAUUGUGAAAAUGAAACCCCUGCCUGUGCUAGCAACCCUUGUCUAAAUGGAGCAACCUGUUUUGAUAGUAAUGGGGGCAGUGGUUAUGCCUGUCUCUGCCCAGAUGGAUUUGAUGGAACAAACUGUGAAAAUGAAAUCCUCGCAUGUACCAGCAACCCUUGUCUAAAUGGAGCAACCUGUUUUGAUAGCAAUGGUGGUAGUGGAUAUGUCUGUCAAUGUCCUGCAGGGUUUGAAGGAACAAACUGUGAAAAUGAAAUGAUACCCUGUGCCAGCAAUCCUUGUCAAAAUGGAGCAACCUGUUUUGAGAGCAACGGUGGUAGUGGAUAUGUCUGUCAAUGUCCUACAGGGUUUGGAGGAACAAACUGUGAAAAUGAAACCCCUGCCUGUGCUAGCAACCCUUGUCUAAAUGGAGCAACCUGCUUUGAUAGUAAUGGAGGCAGUGGUUAUGCCUGUCUCUGCCCAGAUGGAUUUGACGGAACAAACUGUGAAAAUGAAACCCCUACCUGUGCUAGCAACCCUUGUCUAAAUGGAGCAACCUGUUUUGAUAGUAAUGGGGGAAGUGGUUAUGCCUGUCUCUGCCCAGAUGGAUUUGAUGGAACAAACUGUGAAAAUGAAACCCCUGCCUGUGCUAGCAACCCUUGUCUAAAUGGAGCAACCUGUUUUGAUAGUAAUGGGGGCAGUGGUUAUGCUUGUCUCUGCCCAGAUGGAUUUGACGGAACAAACUGUGAAAAUGAAACCCCUGCCUGUGCUAGCAACCCUUGUCUAUAUGGAGCAACCUGUUUUGAUAGUAAUGGGGGCAGUGGUUAUGCCUGUCUCUGCCCAGAUGGAUUUGACGGAACAAACUGUGAAAAUGAAACCCCUGCCUGUGCUAGCAACCCUUGUCUAAAUGGAGCAACCUGUUUUGAUAGUAAUGGGGGCAGUGGUUAUGCCUGUCUCUGCCCAGAUGGAUUUGACGGAACAAACUGUAAAAAUGAACUCCUUGCUUGUGAUAGCAACCCUUGUCAGAAUGGAGCAUCUUGUUUUAAUCAUAAUGGUGCUGGUGGUUAUGUCUGUCUCUGUCCUGAUGGAUUUGAUGGAACAAACUGCGAAAAUGAAAUACUAUCCUGCAAUAGCAACCCUUGUCAGAAUGGUGCAACCUGCUUUGAUCAGACCAAUGGCAGUAGUUAUGUUUGCCUCUGUAGCACUGGUUUUGAAGGAGCUAAUUGUGAAAAUGAAAUUGUUGGCUGUUCAAGCAGUCCUUGCGAAAAUGGAGCAACCUGUUUUGAUCAUAACGGCAGCGGUAGCUAUGUCUGCAUCUGUCAAGAUGGCUUUGAGGGAGUAAACUGUGAAACUGUGUCUGCUGCCUGUAACAGUGAUCCUUGUCAAAAUGGAGCAACCUGUUUUAAUGGAGAACAAAUGGGCUAUAUGUGUAUUUGUGCAAUGGGAUUUGAAGGAGAGAACUGUGAAUUAGAAAUGAGCAUCUGUGCGAGCUCCCCUUGUGAGAAUGGAGCUACUUGCUUUGAUGGAGCACAAGGUGGUUAUUUCUGCUUCUGUCCAGCAGGAUAUGAAGGAGACAAUUGUGAAAUAGAUAUGGAUCCUUGUCAGAGUGGUCCUUGCCAAAAUGGAGCUUCUUGUUUCAAUGGAGCCUCGGGUGGAUACAGUUGCAUAUGUGCUGAUGGGUUUGAAGGAACAAACUGUGAGAAUGAAACAGAUGCCUGUGAUAGUUCUCCAUGUCAAAACAAUGCAGUUUGUUUCAAUACUGCAUCAGGAGGUUACUUAUGUGUAUGUACAGAUGGAUUUGAAGGAGUAAAUUGUGAAACAGCAAUCUUGUCCUGUGAGAGCGAUCCCUGUCAGAAUGGAGCAACUUGCUUUGAACACGUUUCAGAAAACAGCUAUUUCUGUGUUUGCCCCGAAGGCUUUACAGGGACAAACUGUGAAUUGGAUAUCAUGUCAUGCACCAGUCAGCCAUGCCGUAACAAUGCAACUUGCCAGGAGCUGAAUGGGGGCAGGGAUUUUACUUGUAUCUGUCCAUCUGGAUUCACUGGCAGCCAAUGUGAAAUAGACCUGAGAACAUGCUUUACAAAUCCAUGUCAAAACAAUGCAACAUGCUUCGAAGGAUUUCAGGAAGGAUCCUAUUUUUGCUUUUGUCCCGAUGGCUUUAUUGGAGUCAACUGUGAAACAGAUAAUGGCCUACCUGUGAUAUUCGGAUGUCCUCCAAAUAUCACAACCGGUAACAACCCCGGCUCCCCGUCCGCUCUCGUUUCAUGGUCAGAGCCCACCUCAGUGGACAAUUCGGGGUCGGUGACACUCACAACGGAUGCUGUCAACAAUGCAUUGUACCCCAUUGGGGUCACUGAGGUCACCUAUGUUGCAACCGAUGAUGCGGGCAAUGAAGCCUUAUGCACAUUCUAUAUCAACAUCCAAGAUCUCAUGCCUCCCUUGAUUACUGGCUGCCCAAGCAAUAUAACCCUCAAUACCGAUCCUGGCUCUGCAUUUGCCAAUGUCUCAUGGCCAGAGCCUUCCAUCACAGAUAACUCUGGAGUGGUGAAUUUAGUGUCCUCUCCUGUGAAUGGUGACCUUUACUCUAUAGGGGUGACCACGGUGACUUACAUAGCUCAGGACUUAGCCGACAAUGCAGCAACAUGCACUUUUUUCAUUACCGUAAUAGACAACGAAAAUCCAUCAUUCACCUUGUGUCCUGAUGACAUCAUGACCGGCACAGACCAGGGACUACCCACAGCUACGGUGACAUGGCCAACACCCAUGGCAGAAGAUAAUUCUGGCAAUCUUGAAAGCCUCAACAGCAGUUACAUCAGUGGUUCAUCAUUUGGUAUUGGAAUAGAAACAGUAACUUACAUUGCUGUUGACCAAUCGGGCAACAUGGCUGAAUGUACUUUCACUGUUAUGGUCUUUGAUCUUGAGGACCCAGUCUUUGAUAUGUGCCUUGCUGAUGUCACCGUACAGACUGCACCAGGUAGUCUAACAGCCAUCGCCCUUUGGACCCCGCCAACCUCCACAGACAACAGUGGCAGUGUGACCGUAGAGCAGACUGCUGGCCCUGCUCCGGGAUCUGACUUCCCUAUAGGUCAAACUGAAAUCGUUUACGUUGCAACAGAUGAAGCUGGGAAUAAUGCGUCCUGUGAAUUCUCUAUCAUUGUCAUCGGCUCUAUGGAUCCAUGUGAGUCGAAUGUGUGCCAGAAUAACGCCACUUGUCUUGCAACAAAUGAUACUUCAUACAGCUGUGUGUGCCUACCUGGUUACACAGGAGAGUUCUGUGAAACCGGAAUCAACUUGUGUGAUUCAGACCCAUGCCAGAACAAUGCCAACUGUACCAACUACAUGACUUCUUACUCCUGCAAUUGCCCUCUGGGAUUCAUGGGACACAACUGUGAACAAGAUAUCGAUGAAUGUGCCAUGGACAUUUGUCAGAACAAUGCUACCUGCAACAACACAAUUGGAGGCUUUGAUUGUCAAUGUCCUAAUGGGUACAUGGGCUUGAGAUGUGAAGUUCCAUUUAGUGCAUGUGACUCAAACCCUUGCGCCAAUGGAGGUUUGUGCAGUGGUAACACCACCCAUUUUUAUUGCGAUUGUCCCAUCGCUUGGACAGGAUUUGAUUGUACAACAGCUAAGGAUGCUUGUAUUGGAGACCGUUGUCAGAAUGGAGCAACUUGUUCAAAUCAGUUUGAUUUUGUGGUAUGCACUUGUGCACCAGGCUGGACAGGAGAUGUGUGCCACAUAGAUAUCAAUGAAUGUGAAAGCAACCCUUGUUUGAACAAUGGCACCUGUGUGAAUCAACUCAACGGUUUUCAAUGCAACUGUACUGAUGGAUGGACUGGAGGCAUAUGUGAAAUAGACAUUAAUGAAUGUGAAAGUAGCCCAUGUUCUGCCAAUGCAACCUGCCAGAACCGGUUGGGAUCUUACAACUGUUUGUGCCCAUCUGGCUACACAGGAGAUUACUGCAAUAUUGAUAUUGAUCAAUGCAACCCCGAUCCCUGUCAGAACGGAGCUACCUGUACGGACCUUGGUAAUUCAUACCAAUGUACAUGUCCUCCAGGAUUCAGUGGAACCAACUGUGACAAUGAUGUUGAUGACUGUGUUGGCAACCUCUGCCUAAAUGGAGCAACCUGCAUUGAUAUGCUCAACAGUUACCGGUGUGAAUGCCCUAUAUCACAUGCCGGAAACUUCUGUGAAAUUGCGCUGAAUCCUUGUGAGUCUGAUCCAUGUGGGUUCAACAGUACCUGUAACAACAUGUUCACCUCCUAUGUGUGUGUCUGUACUGACGGCUUCUCUGGAAUCAACUGUGAACAAGAGGUGCUUGAAUGUUCCAGUAACCCUUGUAUGAAUAAUGGAGUGUGCAUAGAUCUUAUUGGGGAGUUCUCAUGCUUCUGUGACUCCGGAUGGACGGGAGAGCUUUGCGAGAUAAAUAUUGACGAGUGCGAAAGUGAUCCUUGUCUAAAUGGAGCAACCUGUCUGGACAUUGUAGAUGGUUACACCUGUGACUGUGCUCUUGGUUAUGAAGGCACUUUCUGUGAAACAGAGAUCCAAGAGUGUGCUAGCAAUCCUUGCUUCAACGAGGCAACAUGUCUUGAUAAUGUUGGUUCCUAUCAAUGUGUUUGCCCAUCUGGUUGGACCGGGGUCCACUGUGAGACAGAACUCAACGAGUGUAACAGCAUGCCGUGUCAGAACGGAGCACAGUGCAUUGACGAGAUCGAUGGAUUUGUCUGUAUCUGCGAGAACGGUUGGGCAGGUGUCACUUGUGAGAUGGAAAUUGGUGAAUGUGGAAGCAACCCUUGCCAGAAUGGAGCUAAUUGUAUAGACUAUGUGAAUGGGUACUUCUGCCAGUGUAAAGCUGGUUGGGAAGGAGAUUUAUGUGAAACCGAUGUCAACGAAUGUGAACGAUUUGCCUGUAUGAAUGGAGCAUCCUGCUUGGAUCUUGUUGCUCAAUUCCAGUGUACCUGUCUUCCGGGCUUUGCUGGGGUCGUUUGUGAAACUGACCUUGAUGAGUGUUUAUCAGACCCUUGUGUUAAUGGAGCUACAUGUGUUGACAACCCAGGUUUCUACGAGUGUGAAUGCAUGCCAGGAUAUGAAGGGGCAAACUGUGAAUCUGACAUCGAAGAAUGUGCCAGUAAUCCCUGUCUAAAUGGAGCCACCUGUUUGGAAGAUUUUCUUGGUUAUGAAUGCAUCUGUGCUCCAGGUUAUAAUGGAACCAACUGUGAACAAGGAGUCCAAUUCUGCACCAAUACGACUUGUCUAAAUGGAGCAACCUGCAUCGAGGUGUAUCCAAACGUUCAAUGUAUAUGUGCAGACGGAUGGACAGGCGACAGCUGUGAAAAUGAUAUUUUGGAGUGUGAUAGCAAUCCAUGCCAGAAUAAUGCUACAUGUUCUGAUCUUACCAACGGCUAUGAAUGUCAGUGCCCCCCUGGUUGGAACGGUACAGAAUGUGAACUUGACAUUAAUGAAUGCGCUAAUGACAUCUGCCUGAACGGUGCAACCUGUAUCAACCAAGUUGGCAAUUAUCAGUGCGUGUGCACUCCAGGCUGGGAAGGAAGCAAUUGCGAGCUUGACAUCCUAGAAUGUGCGAGCAACCCAUGCCAGAAUGGAGCUAACUGCACCGACCUUACGAAUGGAUAUGAGUGUGUCUGUGCCAAGGGAUAUAAUGGCACACUUUGCGAGCUUGACAUCAAUGAAUGUGCCAGUAGUCCAUGCCAGAAUGGCGCAAAUUGUGUUGAGUCCGUUGGAGAGUAUCAGUGUCAAUGUCCGGUUGGUUACGAAGGCGUCAACUGCGAAUUGGAGACUCUUGAAUGCAUGAGCAAUCCCUGUCUGAAUGGUGCUACCUGCUUGGACUUGAUAGGAAUGUACGAAUGUCGCUGCCCUUCAGGUUGGUCUGGUCUCAACUGUGAAACUGAGAUCAAUGAGUGUGAUUCAUCUCCUUGCCUUCAUAAUUCUACUUGCAUUGAGUUAUUUGAUGGAUAUGAAUGCAACUGCACUGAGGACUACCGAGGUACAAACUGUGAAAUUGAGAUCAUAGAGUGCAGUGAUAACCCCUGUCAGAAUGGAGCUACCUGUGUGGAUAUCGCUGAUGACUAUCAAUGCACGUGUCCAGAAGGAUGGACUGGCAGGAAUUGUGAACUCGAAACCAAUGAAUGUGACAGUAACCCUUGCCAGAAUGGUGCUACCUGCAUUGACUUCUUCAACGGCUUCCUCUGUCAGUGUCCUGCAGGAUAUGCCGGAACACUGUGUGAAGAGGAUGUGGAUGAGUGUGACCCAAACCCUUGUCAGAAUGGAGCAACCUGCAUGCAAGGAGAAGCAACAUUCCAGUGUAUUUGCACCCCAGGAUGGCAGGGUGCUCGCUGUGAAGAAGACAUCCUGGAAUGCUCAAGUGAUCCAUGCCAGAAUGGAGGAACAUGCAUGGAGGAAUCCAAUGGUUAUAGCUGUCAAUGUGCACCCGGAUGGACUGGUCCAGAUUGUGAUGAUGAAAUCAUGGAGUGCAUGAGCAUGCCUUGCCAGAAUGGUGCUACGUGUGUUGAUCUGCUACCAGGGUAUGAAUGUAGAUGCCCAGAAGGAUGGAACGGUACCAACUGCGAGUUGGACAUCUUGGAGUGUGCUAGUAAUCCCUGCCUGAAUGGAGCUACAUGUCAAGAUCUAAAUCUUGGCUUUCAAUGCCGAUGUCCCCAAGGAUGGAAUGGUACACUUUGUGAGAAUGAGAUUCUUGAAUGUAGCAGUGACCCUUGUCUAAAUGGAGCAACCUGUGUAGAGCUAAUCGGAGGAUAUGAAUGUAUCUGUGCUGACGGUUGGAAUGGAACAAACUGUGAGAUAGAAUCCAAUGAAUGCGUGAGCAAUCCAUGCCAGAAUGGAGCAACCUGCCAACCAUUUUUCAAUGGUUUCUUGUGUUUCUGCGAACCUGGGUUUAAUGGCACAUUUUGUGAAACAGACAUUGAUGAGUGCAACCCUGAUCCUUGUCAGAAUGGAGCCACCUGCACUGAAGGCAUUGCAAGCUUCCUGUGCACAUGCCCUCCUGGCUGGACUGGAACAACAUGUGAUGAAGAUAUCCUAGAGUGUGCCAGUGACCCUUGUCUGAAUGGAGCUACAUGCAUGGAUGUCAAUCAAGGCUAUGUAUGUGUCUGUCCACCUGGAUUCUCAGGGUCUCUUUGUGAGCAAGAAUCCAGUGUCUGCAUGCUGAACCCUUGCCAGAAUGGGGCCACAUGCUAUAACUACACUGAUGGUUUGCUAUGCGAGUGUCCAAUGGGCUUUAAUGGAAUUAACUGCCAGAUAGCAAUCAGUUGUGAUCAGGACCCAUGCUUGAACGGUGCAUCUUGUGUUGGUGAUGGUAGCGGCUAUCGGUGUAUCUGUGACUUUGGCUGGACUGGUACGAACUGUGAGACAGAGAUCGAUGAAUGCCAGAGAAUGAACUGCAUGAAUGGAGCUACAUGCAUUGAUCUUGUUGCUGGCUAUGUCUGCUUCUGUGAACCUGGCUUUGAAGGCAUCUUUUGUCAAACAAAUAUCGAUGAAUGCAGUAGUGAGCCCUGUCAGAACGGUGCAACCUGUGUGGAUGAAGUAGAUGGUUAUCAAUGUGUUUGUCCACUGGGUUGGACAGGCUUACACUGUGAAACCGAUAUCCCAGAGUGUGCAAGUGACCCUUGUAUGAAUGGAGCAACUUGUCUUGAUCUCACUAAUGGAUAUCAGUGUGUAUGUGUUCUUGGAUGGACGGGAACACACUGUGAAUCAGAAAUUAUGGAAUGUGAAAGUAUUCCUUGUCAGAACGGUGGCACCUGUAUUGAUCUGAUUGGAUCCUAUGAGUGUAGAUGCCCUGCAGGAUGGACUGGAAUCAACUGUGAAACAGAUAUUCUUGAAUGCUCUAGUGAUCCCUGUUUGAAUGGUGCAACCUGCGAGGAUCUGACUGAUGGUUAUAUGUGUGUCUGUGCUCCGGGCUACAGUGGAAUUACAUGUCUGGAUGAAAUCGAUGAAUGUGAGAGCAGUCCCUGUGAAAAUGGUGCUACCUGCAAUGACCUAGUGAACGGCUUAGAGUGUAUCUGUACACCAGGAUGGAAUGGAACAUUCUGUGAGAUUGAGGUCAUCGAAUGUUCAAGUAAUCCAUGCCUAAAUGGUGCCAGUUGUGUUGAUCUCAUUGCGGAAUAUCAGUGUGUUUGCCAACCGGGAUGGAACGGAACUCACUGUGAAAUAAAUAUAGAUGACUGCAUAGGCCAUAUGUGUGUCAAUGGUGCUACCUGCAUUGAUGAAGUAGAUGGAUACAGUUGCCAGUGUCCAGAAGGUUGGGUUGGUCAGUUCUGUGGUAUUGAGAUCUUAGAAUGUCUGAGCAACCCUUGUCUUAAUGGAGCAAAUUGUAUAGACUUGAUUCCAGGCUAUCAAUGUGAAUGCACAACUGGAUGGACAGGAACACACUGUGAAACUGAGAUCAUGGAGUGUUCUUCAGAUCCUUGUCUGAAUGGUGCUACCUGCACUGAUCUAAUUGGUGAAUAUGAAUGUCAAUGUGCCCCAGGCUGGAAUGGAACUAACUGUGAAAUAGAAAUCCUUGAGUGCGCCGGAGAUCCAUGCAUGAAUGGUGCUACCUGCGUUGACCUGAUUGCCAUGUAUGAAUGUAUCUGUGCUCCAGGAUGGAAUGGUACCAAUUGUGAGGUAGAUAUCCAGGAAUGUUCCAGCAAUCCAUGUCGAAAUGAUGCAACCUGCGUUGACCAGAUAGGAUCAUUCAGCUGUCAAUGUCCUCUGGGAUUCACUGGUGUACUAUGCGAGGUUAACAUAGAGGAAUGCUCUAGCAAUCCUUGUUUGAAUGGAGCAACCUGUGUUGAUCUAAUUGGAGGAUACAGAUGUGAAUGUGCUGUAGGCUGGGAGGGUAUCAACUGUGAAUUAGAAGAUGAAGAAUGCUCCAGUGAUCCUUGUCAGAAUGGAGCUACUUGUAUUGAUUUGAUCGGAGAAUAUUCAUGCCAGUGUGCUACAGGAUGGAAUGGAACCAACUGUGAUAUAGAAUCAGAUGAAUGUCUGAGCAAUCCUUGUCUGAAUGGGGCUACCUGCAUCGAUAUCUUCAAUGGAUUCCAAUGCCGAUGCGCUCCUGGAUGGGAAGGAGAGCUGUGUGCAGUGGAAAUUGUUGAGUGUGAUAUCAUGCCCUGUCGAAAUGGCGGAACAUGUGUUGAUUUAUUUGCAAGUUUUCAAUGUAUCUGUCCCCCGGGUUGGCAAGGAGUGAUAUGUACAGAAGAUGUUCAAGAGUGUUUGAGCGAUCCUUGUCAAAAUGGUGCAACUUGUAAUGAGAUGGAGAAUGGAUUCGAAUGUGUGUGUCCUUUAGGCUACACAGGGAUGCUUUGUGAAGAAGAAAUCAUUGAAUGCGCUGGCAAUCCUUGUAUGAAUGGUGCAACCUGCUUUGAUCUGGUAGCUGGAUAUGUCUGCCUUUGCAGCACUGGAUGGGAGGGUCUACAUUGUGAAAAUGACAUCUUAGAAUGUGCCAGCGACCCAUGUCAAAAUAAUUCAACCUGCAUUGACUUACUCGAUUCUUAUGAAUGCCAAUGUCCUCAAGGAUGGAAUGGAACACACUGUGAGAUAGACAUUGCAGAAUGCGCAAGCAAUCCUUGUCUAAAUGGUGCUACUUGUUUGGAAGACGUCAAUGGCUAUGACUGUCAAUGUCCCGAGGGAUUUACAGGAGUACACUGUGAAGAUGAGAUUGAGGAAUGUUCCAGUAACCCCUGUCAAAAUAAUGGAACCUGUGUAGACCUCAUAGGUGCCUUUGACUGUAUAUGUACACCAGGUUGGACGGGUACCUUAUGUGAGAUUGAGAUUGAAGAGUGUACCAGCAUGCCAUGUCAGAAUGGUGCAGUCUGCAUUGAUCUUAUUGGUAGUUACGAAUGCCACUGUUUACCAGGCUGGGAAGGAGACAACUGUGAAUCUGAAAUCCUGGAAUGCAGCAGCGACCCUUGUCAAAAUGGAGCUGAAUGCUUUGAUAUGGUCAAUGCAUACCAGUGUAUCUGUGAAAAUGGUUUCAAUGGUACCAACUGUGAAGUUGAUAUUGAUGAAUGUGCUAGCACUCCAUGCCUAAAUGGUGCAACGUGUCUUGAAUCUAUUGAUUUUUAUGAAUGCCAGUGCCCAUCUGGAUGGAAUGGAACCAACUGUGAGCUUAAUAUCAAUGAUUGUGAUGGACAUAUGUGUGUCAAUGGUGCUACCUGCAUUGAUGAAGUAGAUGGAUACAGUUGCCAGUGUCCAGAAGGUUGGGUUGGUCAGUUCUGUGGUAUCGAGAUCUUGGAAUGUCUGAGCAACCCUUGUCUUAAUGGAGCAAACUGUACAGAUCUGAUCCCAGGAUAUCAAUGUGAAUGCACAACUGGAUGGACAGGAACACACUGUGAAACUGAGAUAAUGGAAUGUUCUUCAGAUCCUUGUCUGAAUGGUGCUACUUGCACUGAUCUAAUUGGUGAAUAUGAAUGUCAAUGUGCCCCAGGCUGGAAUGGAACUAACUGUGAAAUAGAAAUUCUUGAGUGUGCCGGAGAUCCAUGCAUGAAUGGUGCUACCUGUGUUGACCUGAUUGCCAUGUAUGAAUGCAUCUGUGCUCCGGGUUGGAAUGGUACCAAUUGUGAGGUAGAUAUCCAGGAAUGUUCCAGCAAUCCAUGUCAAAAUGAUGCAACCUGCAUUGACCAGAUAGGAUCAUUCAGCUGUCAGUGCCCUCUAGGAUUUACUGGUGUAUUAUGCGAGUUUAACAUAGAGGAAUGUUCUAGCAAUCCUUGUUUGAAUGGAGCAACCUGCGUUGAUCUGAUCGGAGGAUACAGAUGUGAAUGUGCUGUAGGCUGGGAAGGUACCCGCUGUGAAUUAGAAGAUCAAGAAUGCUCGAGUGAUCCUUGUCAGAAUGGAGCUACUUGUCUUGAUUUGAUUGGAGGAUAUGCAUGCGAGUGUCCAGCAGGCUGGAAUGGAACCAACUGCCAGAUAGAAUCAAAUGAAUGUCUGAGCAAUCCUUGUCUGAAUGGUGCUACCUGCAUCGAUAUCUUCAAUGGAUUCCAAUGCCAAUGUGCUCCUGGAUGGGAAGGGGAGCUAUGUGCAAUGGAAAUCUUGGAAUGCGCAUGUAACCCUUGUCAGAACGGUGCUACGUGUGUCGAUGGGUUAGCAAGUUUUGAAUGUAUUUGUGCUCCAGGAUGGCAAGGUGUGACCUGCACCCAAGAUAUCCUCGAGUGUGCAAGCAAUCCUUGUCAGAAUGGUGCAUCAUGCUCAGACCUGGAAAAUGCAUUUGAAUGUACAUGUCCUUUUGGCUAUAGAGGAACCCGCUGUGAAGAAGAAAUCAUCGAAUGUGCUGGUACUCCAUGCAUGAAUGAUGCAACCUGCUUUGAUCUGGUAGCUGGAUAUGUAUGUCUUUGUAGUACUGGAUGGCAGGGUCUACAUUGUGAGAAUGACAUCUUAGAAUGUGCCAGCGACCCAUGUCAAAAUGAUGCAACCUGCAUUGACCUGUUGAAUUCGUAUGAAUGCCAGUGUCCUCCAGGAUGGAAUGGAACACACUGUGAGAUAGACUUUGCAGAAUGUGCAAGCAAUCCUUGUCUAAAUGGUGCUACUUGUCUGGAAGACAUCAAUGGAUAUGACUGUCAAUGUCCUGAGGGAUUUACAGGAGUACACUGUGAAGAUGAGAUUGAAGAAUGCUCCAGUGACCCCUGUCAAAAUAAUGGAACCUGUGUAGACCUCAUUGGUGCAUUUGACUGUCUAUGUUCUCUGGGUUGGACAGGUACCCUAUGUGAGGUUGAGAUUGAAGAGUGUGCCAGCAUGCCAUGUCAGAAUGGCGCAGUCUGUGUAGACAAUAUUGGCAGUUAUGAAUGCCAGUGUUUACCAGGGUGGCAAGGAAUCAACUGUGAAUCAGAGGUCCUUGAAUGUAAGAGUAACCCUUGUCAUAACGGAGCUCAGUGUCUGGAGAUGGUCAAUGGAUACCAAUGUAUUUGUGACCCUGGCUUCAAUGGUCUCAAAUGUGAGAAUGAUAUAGAUGAAUGUGGCAGCAACCCAUGCCAAAAUGGUGCAACAUGCGUUGAAGUCUUUGAUUCAUAUGAAUGCCAAUGUUUACCUGGCUUUAAUGGAUCCAACUGUGAGAUUGACAUUGACAAUUGUGUUGACAAUCUGUGCAUCAAUGCUGCUACCUGCAUUGAUGAAGUAGAUGGAUACAGUUGCCAGUGUCCAGAAGGUUGGGUUGGUCAGUUCUGUGGUAUUGAGAUCUUAGAAUGUCUGAGCAACCCUUGUCUUAAUGGAGCAAAUUGCAUAGACUUGAUUCCAGGAUAUCAAUGUGAAUGCACUUCUGGAUGGACAGGAACACACUGUGAAACUGAGAUCAUGGAAUGUUCUUCAGAUCCUUGUCUGAAUGGUGCUACUUGCACUGAUCUAAUUGGUGAAUAUGAAUGUCAAUGUGCCCCAGGCUGGAAUGGAACUAACUGUGAAAUAGAAAUCCUUGAGUGUGCCGGAGAUCCAUGCAUGAAUGGUGCUACCUGUGUAGAUCUGAUUGCCAUGUAUGAGUGUAUCUGUGCUCUGGGUUGGAAUGGUACCAAUUGUGAGGUAGAUAUCCAGGAAUGUUCCAGCAAUCCAUGUCAAAAUGAUGCAACCUGCAUUGAUCAGAUAGGAUCAUUCACCUGUCAGUGCCCUCUAGGAUUCACUGGUGUACUAUGUGAGGUUAACAUAGAGGAAUGUUCUAGCAAUCCUUGUUUGAAUGGAGCAACCUGUGUUGAUCUAAUUGGAGGAUACAGAUGUGAAUGUGCUGUAGGCUGGGAGGGUAUCAAAUGUGAAUUAGAAGAUCAAGAAUGCUCAAGUGAUCCUUGUCAGAAUGGAGCUACUUGUGUUGAUUUGAUCGGAGGCUAUGCAUGCCAGUGUGCAACAGGAUGGGAUGGACUGAAUUGUGAACAAGACUUCAAUGAGUGUGUGAGUAAUCCUUGUCAAAAUGGAGCCACCUGUCUGGAUUUCUUCAAUGGUUACCUCUGCCAGUGUGCCCCUGGCUGGGAGGGAGAUGCAUGUCAGAUAGAAAUAUUGGAGUGCACAUGUAAUCCUUGUCAAAAUGGUGCUACAUGUGUGGAUGGAUUGGCAAGUUUUGAAUGUAUUUGUGCCCCUGGAUGGCAAGGAAUCACAUGUGCUGAAGAUAUCGCUGAAUGUGCAAGUAAUCCCUGCCAAAAUGGUGCUUCAUGUUCUGACUUGGAGAAUGGAUUUCAAUGUGAUUGUGAUUUUGGAUACAAAGGAAGACUUUGUGAGGAAGAAAUCAUUGAAUGUGCUGCUACUCCAUGCAUGAAUGGUGCAACCUGCUUUGAUCUGGUAGCUGGAUAUGUAUGUCUUUGUAGUACUGGAUGGCAGGGUCUACAUUGUGAGAAUGACAUCUUAGAAUGUGCCAGCGACCCAUGUCAAAAUGAUGCAACCUGCAUUGACCUGCUGAAUUCUUAUGAAUGCCAGUGUCCUCCAGGAUGGAAUGGAACACACUGUGAGAUAGACAUCGCAGAAUGUGCAAGCGAUCCUUGUCUAAAUGGUGCUACUUGUCUGGAAGACAUCAGUGGAUAUGACUGUCAAUGUCCUGAGGGAUUUACAGGAGUGCACUGUGAAGAUGAGAUUGAAGAAUGUUCCAGUAACCCAUGCCAAAAUAAUGGAACCUGUGUAGACCUCAUCGGUGCCUUUGACUGUCUAUGUUCACCAGGUUGGACGGGUACCUUAUGUGAGAUUGAGAUUGAAGAGUGUACCAGCAUGCCAUGUCAGAAUGGUGCAGUCUGCAUUGAUCUUAUUGGUAGUUACGAAUGCCAGUGUUUACCAGGCUGGGAAGGAGUCAACUGUGAAUCUGAAAUCCUGGAAUGCAGCAGCAACCCUUGUCAAAAUGGAGCUGAUUGUUUAGACAUGAUCAAUGCAUACCAGUGCAUUUGCAUUCCAGGAUGGAAUGGCACUCACUGUGAGUUGGAUAUCAUGGAGUGUGCCAGCAGUCCUUGUCAAAAUGGAGCAACCUGCACGGACUUAAUCGAUUCUUAUAUUUGUACUUGCCUGGAAGGUUUCAAUGGGACCAACUGUGAACUUGAACUUCUAGCGUGCAAUAGCAAUCCAUGCCAAAAUGAUGCUAUGUGCCUUGAACUUACUCUUGGAUAUUUCUGCAUAUGUGCCCCUGGAUGGACAGGGGAAAGUUGUGAAUUUGAAUUGACAGAUUGCAUGAAUGAUCCAUGCCUGAAUAAUGCUACAUGUGUAGAUCUGAUGGGAGGGUAUUCGUGUAUCUGUGGUACUGGAUGGAAUGGAACCAACUGUGAGACAAACAUAGAGGAAUGUAGCAGCAACCCUUGUCAGAACAAUGCUACCUGUGUAGAUGAUAUUGGAAGCUAUCAGUGUAUCUGCUCACCAGGAUGGACUGGGCCUACCUGUCAAAUAGAUAUUCAAGAAUGUUCAAGUGAUCCGUGCUUGAAUGGUGCUAACUGUACAGAGAUGCAAAAUGGCUACAGUUGCGUUUGUCCACCAGGAUUUGAAGGAACGAAUUGUGAAAGCAGUAUCUUGGCAUGUUCCAGUGUUCCAUGCUUGAACGAUGCUAAUUGCUUGGACCUAGUGAAUGGAUACUUGUGUGUUUGUGUAGCUGGAUAUUUUGGGACAAACUGUGAGGAGGAAAUUGUGGAAUGUACCCCUAACCCUUGCCUAAAUGGAGCAAACUGCACAGAACGAGCCAAUGGCUUUGAGUGCCUUUGCCAACCAGGAUUCAACGGCACAUUCUGUGAGAAUGAAAUUCAAGAAUGUUCAGGAAAUCUGUGUUUGAAUGGAGCAAACUGUAUGGACCUGAUUGACGGUUAUCUCUGCAUAUGUGCGCCAGGAUUUACCGGAGAACACUGCGAGACUGGAUUCCAACAAUGUGCCAGCAACCCAUGCCAAAAUGGAGCCGACUGUACAGAAGGUAUCAAUGGUUUCUUAUGUAUUUGCCCAUCAGGUUUCAAUGGCACUUUGUGUGAGAACGAAACAUUGGAGUGUUCCAGCAAUCCAUGUCAAAAUGAGGCCACCUGCACAGAGCUAAUCAACGGCUAUGAGUGUCUCUGUCGACCCGGUUUUAAUGGAAUCAACUGCGAGAAUAACAUACAAGAUUGUUCAGGGAAUCCUUGUCUAAAUGGUGCAAACUGUAUGGACUUGAUCAAUGGCUAUAUUUGUAUCUGUGCACCAGGAUAUCGAGAGGAAAACUGUGAAAAUGAGAUCCAGGAAUGUGCCAGCAAUCCAUGUCAGAAUGGUGCCAACUGUACAGAAGAGAUCAACGGAUAUAUAUGUAUCUGCCCAUCAGGUUUCAAUGGAAUUACCUGUGAGGAUGAAAUCAAUGAAUGUAGCAGUAAUCCGUGUACAAAUGGGGCCAACUGUACUGACUUUAUAGAUGGGUAUGUUUGCGAUUGUCCGGUAGGAUUUACAGGUGUAAACUGUGAGGAAGAUAUUCUGGAAUGCGCAAGUAAUUCAUGUCAAAAUGGUGCUUAUUGUUCAGAACUUCUGAAUGGCUAUGAAUGCAUCUGUGCUCCGGGAUACAAUGGAACAUAUUGUGAGACUGAAAUUCAAGAGUGUUCAGGUAACCCAUGUCUGAACGGUGCAAACUGUAUGGAUUUGAUCAAUGGCUAUAUGUGUGUAUGUGCUCCUGGAUUCGAAGGAGAUAACUGUGAGAUGGAAAUCACAGAAUGUGCUAGCAACCCUUGCCAGAAUGGAGCCAACUGUACGGAGGGAAUAAAUGGAUAUAUCUGUAUGUGUCCGCUGGGUUUCAAUGGCACUUUCUGUGAAGAAGAAAUCUUGGAGUGUGUCAGCAAUCCUUGCCAAAAUGAUGCCAACUGUACAGAGUUGAUCAACGGCUAUGAGUGUAUCUGUCGACCUGGUUUCAAUGGCAUUGACUGUGAGAGCAACAUACAGGAUUGUGCUGGGGAUCCAUGUCUAAAUGGUGCAAACUGUAUGGACUUGAACAAUGGCUACAUGUGCAUCUGUGCACCAGGAUAUGAAGGAGAGCAUUGUGAGACUGAGACCCAGGAAUGUUCCAGCAAUCCAUGCCAAAAUGAGGCCAACUGUACAGAGUUGAUCAACGGCUAUCAGUGUGUCUGUCAACCUGGUUUCAAUGGUGUUAACUGUGAGAACAACAUACAGGACUGUGCUGGGAAUCCUUGUCUAAAUGGUGCAAACUGUAUGGAUUUAGUCAAUGGCUAUAUCUGUGUAUGUCCUCCAGGAUAUGAAGGAGAUCACUGUGAGAUUGAUAUCCUUGAAUGUGCUAGCAACCCUUGCCAGAAUGGAGCCAACUGUACGGAGGGAAUAAAUGGAUAUACCUGCGUGUGUCCACCAGGUUUCAAUGGUACACACUGUGGAGGAACCACUUUAGGAGAAUGUGCUAGUAAUCCUUGCCAGAACAAUGCUUCUUGUAUUGAUGGAUUGGAUGGCUUUCAAUGCAACUGUAGUUCUGGAUGGACUGGACCCACAUGUGACACAGAUGUUCUUGAAUGCAUUAGCAAUCCUUGUCUAAAUGGAGCAAUAUGUAUAGAGGGUAUGGAUUCGUAUGAAUGUAUCUGCCUUCCAGGAUUUAAUGGCACAUACUGUGAAACAAAUAUUCAAGAAUGUGCUGGUAACCCUUGUCUAAAUGGAGCAAAUUGCAUGGAUAUAAGCAAUGGGUAUAUGUGCAUCUGUGCACCAGGCUAUGAAGGAGAGCAUUGUGAGACUGAGGCCCAGGAAUGUUCCAGCAAUCCUUGCCAAAAUGAGGCCAACUGUACAGAGUUGAUCAAUGGCUAUGAGUGUCUCUGUCGACCUGGUUACAAUGGCGUUAACUGUGAGAACAACAUACAGGACUGUGCUGGGAAUCCUUGUCUAAAUGGUGCAAACUGUAUGGACUUGAACAAUGGCUACAUGUGCAUCUGUGCACCAGGUUAUGAAGGAGAACAUUGCGAAACUGAUGUUCAAGAAUGCACAAGCAGCCCAUGUCAGAAUGGGGCCAACUGUACUGAUGUCGUUAAUGGUUACCUUUGUGAAUGUCCAUCAGGGUUUAAUGGAACAAACUGCGAGAUUGAACUUGAUGCGUGUAGCAGUGACCCAUGUAAAAAUGGAGCCAACUGUACAGACUUUGUUGAUGGGUAUAUUUGUGACUGCUUAGCCGGCUUUACAGGUAUCAACUGUGAGGAAGAUAUUCUAGAAUGUUCCAGUAAUCCUUGUCAGAAUGGUGCUAAUUGUUCAGAGCUGCUGAAUGGCUAUGAAUGCAUCUGUGCUCCGGGGUUCAAUGGAACACAUUGUGAGACUGAAAUUCAAGAAUGUUCAGGUAACCCUUGUCAAAAUGGUGCAAACUGUAUGGACUUGAUCAAUGGCUACCUCUGCAUCUGUGAACCAGGAUAUGAGGGGGAUAAUUGUGAGAACCAGAUCCAGGAGUGUGCUAGCAACCCUUGUCAAAAUGGAGCCAACUGUACUGAUGUCAUCAAUGGUUACCUUUGUGAAUGUCCAUCAGGGUUUAAUGGAACAAACUGCGAGAUUGAACUUGAUGAGUGUAGCAGUGACCCAUGUAAAAAUGGAGCCAACUGUACAGACUUUGUUAAUGGGUAUAUAUGUAACUGCUUAGCCGGAUUUACAGGUAUCAACUGUGAGCAGAUUCUAGAAUGUUCCAGUAAUCCUUGUCAGAAUGGUGCUAAUUGUUCAGAGCUGCUGAAUGGCUAUGAAUGCAUUUGUGCUCCGGGGUACAAUGGGACAAAUUGUGAGACUGAAAUUCAAGAAUGUUCAGGUAACCCUUGUCAAAAUGGUGCAAACUGUAUGGACUUGAUCAAUGGCUACCUCUGCAUCUGUGAACCAGGUUAUGAAGGAGAACAUUGCGAAACUGAUGUUCAAGAAUGCGCAAGCAGCCCAUGUCAGAAUGAGGCCAACUGUACUGAUGUCAUUAAUGGUUACCUUUGUGAAUGUCCAUCAGGGUUUAAUGGAACAAACUGCGAGAUUGAACUUGAUGAGUGUAGCAGUGACCCAUGUAAAAAUGGAGCCAACUGUACAGACUUUGUUGAUGGAUACAUUUGUGACUGCUUAGCCGGCUUUACAGGUAUCAACUGUGAGGGAGAUAUUCUAGAAUGUUCCAGUAAUCCUUGUCAGAAUGGUGCUAAUUGUUCAGAGCUGCUGAAUGGCUAUGAAUGCAUCUGUGCUCCAGGGUACAAUGGGACACAUUGUGAGACUGAAAUUCAAGAAUGUACAGGUAAUCCUUGUCAAAAUGGUGCAAACUGUAUGGACUUGAUCAAUGGCUACCUCUGCAUCUGUGAACCAGGUUAUGAAGGAGAUAAUUGUGAGAACCAGAUCCAGGAGUGUGCUAGCAACCCUUGUCAAAAUGGAGCCAACUGUACUGAUGCCAUUAAUGGUUACCUUUGUGAAUGUCCAUCAGGGUUUAAUGGAACAAACUGCGAGAUUGAACUUCAUGAGUGUAGCAGUGACCCAUGUAAAAAUGAAGCCAACUGUACAGACUUUGUUGAUGGGUAUAUUUGUGACUGCUUAGCUGGAUUUACAGGUAUAAACUGUGAGGAAGAUAUUCUAGAAUGUUCCAGCAAUCCUUGCCAGAAUGGGGCUAAUUGUACAGAUCGUAUCAAUGAAUAUGAAUGUACAUGCCAACCUGGAUACAAUGGAACUAAUUGUGAGACAGAUAUAAUGGAAUGUGCUGGCAAUCCUUGUCAAAAUGGUGCUAAUUGUUUAGACCUAGUCAACGGUUUCAUGUGUGUCUGUGCUUCUGGAUUUACAGGAACUUUCUGCGAGGUUGAUAUUUCCGAGUGCUCAAGUAUUCCUUGUCAAAAUGGAGCAAAUUGCACAGAUCUUGUCAAUGGUUUUGAAUGUCAGUGUCUAUCUGGAUAUAAUGGAACAUUAUGUGAAGAAGAGAUUCUGGAAUGCCUCAGCAGCCCUUGCCAGAAUGGGGCUAGUUGCAUUGAUUUAAUCAAUUCCUACUCCUGCGAGUGUUCACCAGGUUACAAUGGUACAAACUGUGAGUUAGAAGUCAAUGAGUGUUCCAGUAGCCCCUGCCAAAAUGAGGCUAACUGUACAGACCAGGUAAAUGGAUAUUCCUGCCAUUGUGUAGCUGGUUGGGAUGGAGUUGAUUGUGAAAUGGAAGUUGAUGAGUGUUUCAGUGGACCUUGCCAGAACAACGCUACCUGUUUGGAUCUGAUAAAUGGAUUUGAAUGCCAGUGUGACCUUGGAUGGGAAGGACUGCUGUGUGAGCAAGAAAUUCUUGAGUGUGGUAGCAAUCCUUGUCUGAAUGGUGCUACCUGUCAGGACUUGGUUGGUUCUUAUCAGUGUAUCUGCCCAAUGGGAUUCUCUGGUGUAAACUGUGAAAUAGACAUUGAUGAAUGCAUGAACCAUACCUGUAUGAAUGGAGCAACAUGUGUGGAUGAAAUCAAUGGAUUCAGCUGCAUAUGCCCAACAGGAUGGACGGGAGAAUUCUGUGAAACAGACAUCAUGGAAUGUUCUAGCAAUCCCUGUCAGAAUGGAGGUAGCUGUAUUGAUCUGAUUGGAUUCUAUCAAUGUCAGUGUGCACCAGGGUGGACUGGUAUAAACUGUGAUACUGAUAUUCCAGAAUGUGCUAGUAACCCCUGUAUCAAUGGUGCAACCUGUCAAGAUCUAAUCAACAGCUUUGAGUGUAUUUGUGCACCAGGAUGGAAUGGAACCAAUUGUGCAACUGAAAUCCUAGAAUGCAGUGGUAACCCAUGUAUGAACAAUGCCACCUGUAUUGAACUCAUCGCUGGCUAUCAGUGUGCCUGUGAUGAAGGAUGGACUGGAGUUCAUUGUGAAUUUGAUAUUCCCGAGUGUGCAAGCAAUCCUUGUCAGAAUGGUGCAACAUGUAUGGAUCUCACCAAUGAGUAUCAAUGCCAAUGUGCACCAGGAUGGACUGGAGUUAAUUGUGAAUCAGAUAUAUUGGAGUGUUCCAGUGAUCCUUGUCAGAAUGGAGCUACCUGUGUGGAGGGAUUGGAUGGCUAUGAAUGCACCUGUCCUCCAGGAUUUGAAGGGGCCAAUUGUGAAACUGAUAUUGAUGAUUGUGUGAUGAACGGUUGUCAAAACAAUGCUACCUGCCUUGACCAGUUAGAAGGCUAUGUCUGCAUUUGUUCUUUGGGCUGGACUGGACCAAACUGCUCAAUUGACAUUCUUGAGUGUGGUAGCAAUCCUUGUCUGAAUGGUGCUACCUGUCAGGACUUGGUUGGUUCUUAUCGGUGUAUCUGCCCAAUGGGAUUCUCUGGUGUAAACUGCGAAAUGGACCUACCACCUUGUUCAAGCUCACCAUGUGAGAAUGAUGGAGUUUGCUUCCAGAGUCCAGUUACAGGAGAUUACUUCUGCAUCUGUAUGGCAGGAUGGACUGGUGUUAACUGUGAGAUCCCAAUUGAUCUGUGCACACCAGAUCCUUGUCAAAAUGGAGCCACCUGUAACAAUUUCCAGACAUCUUAUUCCUGUACAUGCCCACCAGGAUACUCAGGAAUGGACUGUGAGAUUGACAUUGAUGAAUGCAUGAACCAUACCUGUAUGAAUGGAGCAACGUGUGUGGAUGAAAUCAAUGGAUUCAGCUGCUCAUGUCCAACAGGAUGGACUGGAGAGUUUUGUGAAACAGACAUCUUGGAAUGUUCUAGCAACCCAUGUCAGAAUGGAGGAAGCUGUACUGAUCUGAUUGGUUCUUAUCAAUGCCAGUGUGUCCCGGGAUGGACGGGUACCAACUGUGAUACUGAAAUUUUGGAAUGUGCCAGCAUGCCAUGUUUGAAUGGGGCAAACUGUACCGAGAUGAUCAACGGAUAUAGCUGUGAAUGUCCACCAGGCUGGAAUGGAACCAAUUGUGAAAUUGAAAUCCUUGAAUGCUCAAGCAACCCUUGUGACAACAAUGCAACCUGUGUAGAACUCAUCGAUGGAUAUGAGUGCAUGUGUCCCCUUGGAUGGAAUGGAACUCAUUGCGAAAUAGAAAUCAAUGAAUGUAAUAGCAAUCCUUGCCAGAAUGGAGGAACUUGUGGAGAUUUCCUUGGUUUCUAUCUCUGUGAAUGUGCACCGGGAUAUAAUGGAACAAACUGUGAAAUUGAUAUUCCAGAAUGUGCUAGUGACCCUUGUCUCAAUAAUGCAACCUGCCAAGAUCUAGUCAACAGCUAUGAAUGUAUAUGUGCUCCAGGAUGGAAUGGUACCAAUUGUGAAACUGAAAUCCUAGAAUGCAGUGGUAACCCAUGUAUGAACAAUGCAACCUGUAUUGAACUCAUCGCUGGCUAUCAGUGUGCCUGUGAUGAAGGAUGGACUGGAGUUCAUUGUGAAUUUGAUAUUCCCGAGUGUGCAAGCAAUCCUUGCCAGAAUAAUGCAACCUGUUUGGAUCUCACCAAUGAGUAUCAAUGCCAAUGUGCACCGGGCUGGACUGGAGUUAAUUGCGAAUCAGAUAUCUUGGAGUGUUCAAGUGAUCCUUGUCAGAAUGGAGCUACCUGUGUGGAGGGAUUGGAUGGCUAUGAAUGCACCUGUCCUCCAGGAUUUGAAGGGGCAAAUUGUGAAACAGAUAUUGAUGAAUGUGAGUCGAAUCCAUGUCAGAACAAUGCUACUUGUAUUGAUCAAAUAGCGGGCUAUAUCUGUAGCUGUCCUCCAGGUUGGACUGGAAGUAACUGCUCAGACGAGGUACUUGAAUGUUUGAGUGUCCCUUGUCAGAAUGGAGGAACAUGUGAAGAUCUAAUCAAUGGAUAUCAGUGUGUAUGUGCUAGUGGAUGGACUGGUAUUAACUGUGAAACAGAACUUAUCGAGUGUGCCAGCAUGCCAUGUCAGAAUAAUGGUACCUGUGUUGAAAUGAUCAACAGUUACAUGUGCCUCUGUGCACCUGGAUGGGAAGGAGUUAAUUGCGAUAUAGCCACCAAUUUAUGUGAACCAAAUCCUUGUCAGAAUAGUGCUACUUGUAUGAACUUCCAGACCUCAUAUAACUGCACCUGUCCGAUGGGCUUUAUUGGCGAUAACUGUGAAGUGUAUUCUGGUUGUGAUAGCGACCCAUGUCAGAAUGGAGCUAACUGCACACAAGACAACAGUACGUACACAUGCCAAUGUCCGGAUGGAUAUGAAGGGACAAACUGUGAAACAGAAAUCGACCUGUGUGUCUCCGAUCCCUGUCAGAAUGGAGCUACGUGUAAUAACUUCAGGACUUCAUAUACCUGUACAUGCCCUGAAGGAUAUGGUGGUGUCAACUGUGAAAUUUAUGCUGGAUGUAGCAGUAACCCUUGUCAGAAUGGUGGUACAUGUCUCCAAGCGAACAAUUUCUACAUCUGCCAGUGUGCGCCAGGCUACCACGGAAUGAACUGUGAACAAGAGGUGAAUCUAUGUGAUCCUAACCCAUGUGAGAACAUGGCUGUAUGCACCAACUUCAGGAUCUCAUAUACAUGUGACUGUCAACCUGGAUUCACUGGGGUUAACUGCCAAGAUUACAUUGGUUGUGACAGUGAUCCUUGUCAGAAUGGAGCUACCUGUGUGGAAACAAACAAUACCUACACAUGCACUUGUCCUGCUGGGUACACUGGUGUUAUGUGUGAAACAGAAAUCGACCUGUGUAUCUCUGACCCCUGUGAUAAUGGAGCUACUUGUAACAAUUUCGGGACUUCAUAUACCUGUACAUGCCCUGAAGGAUAUGGCGGUCACGCCUGCCAAAUUUAUGAAGGCUGUAGCAGUGACCCUUGCAUGAAUGGAGCUGGUUGUUUUCAAUAUUCUCAUAACUUUACAUGCAUUUGUCUACCAGGAUACCAGGGUAGGCUUUGUGAAGAAGAAAUCAACCUGUGUGACCCUGAUCCUUGUCAAAAUGGAGCUACUUGUUCUAACUUCAGGUUAUCAUAUAACUGUACUUGUCCUGAGGGAUAUACUGGUAGCAACUGUGAAGUUUAUGAUGGGUGUAGUAGCAAUCCAUGCCAGAAUGAUGCAACCUGCAUGCAGCUUAAUGACACCUACCAGUGUAUCUGUGCUGAUGGUUUUGAUGGCGAGUUCUGCGAGAAUUUUACUGCCUGUCUUAGUUCUCCUUGUAUGAAUGGUGCUUCAUGUGCUCAGCUUUCUAAUAACACCUAUAAAUGCAUGUGUGCACCAGGCUACACAGGGGGCCUGUGUCAGAAUGAAAUCAACCUUUGCGACCCUGAUCCAUGUCAGAAUGGAGCCAACUGCUCUAACUUCAGAACCUCGUAUAAUUGUUCCUGCCCUGAAGGAUAUUCCGGUAUCAACUGUGAAGUUUAUUCUGCAUGUGAUAGCGACCCCUGUCUGAAUGGCGCGACCUGCAAUCAACAGAAUGAUACGUAUUUCUGCUCGUGUCCGAUGGGAUAUGCAGGAACACUGUGUGAAACUGAACUUGAUGGUUGUGAUCCAAGCCCCUGUGAGAAUGGAGCCAGUUGUACCAAUGUCUUGGGAGAUUAUAACUGUACAUGUGCACCAGGAUGGAAGGGAGUCAACUGCACUGAAGAGUUCAAUGCUUGUGGUAGUGAUCCCUGUCAAAAUGGAGCUAAUUGUACAAACAUCCUCAGCUCAUACAACUGCUCCUGUCCUCCAGGUUAUGAAGGCAUAGAUUGUGAAAACGAAAUAAACCUGUGUGAUCCUGAUCCGUGUUUGAAUGGAGCUAACUGUACCAACUUCAGGACAUCAUUUGACUGUGCUUGUCCUACUGGCUACCAGGGACAGACAUGUGAAGUGUAUGCUGGUUGUGCAAGCAAUCCUUGUCAGAAUGGAGCUUCAUGCAUGGAAGGGAAUGACUCCUACAUUUGUGUAUGUGUACCAGGAUAUGAAGGAGUUCUCUGUGACAAUGAAACUGACCUGUGUGAAUCGGAUCCAUGUUUGAAUGGAGCCACCUGCACAAACUUCCAGACCUCAUACAACUGCUCUUGUCCUCCGGCAUUCACAGGGGACAAUUGUGAAGUGUAUAAUGGAUGUUCUAGUAAUCCGUGUCAAAAUGGAGCUAACUGUACAGAGAAUAUAGACGAUACCUUUACAUGUACUUGUCCACCUGGCUAUGAAGGAGAGUUCUGUGAACAAGAAAUUGACCUGUGUGAAUCAGACCCCUGCCAGAAUGGAGCUACUUGUUCUAACUUCAGAACUUCAUAUAACUGCACCUGUCCUGAGGGAUAUACUGGUACCAACUGUGAAGUAUAUUCUGGCUGUGAUAGUAACCCAUGUCAGAAUGAAGGUACAUGUAUCCAAGCCAACGAUUUCUACAUCUGCCAGUGUGCACCAGGAUAUAGGGGAACCAACUGUGAAGAAGAGGUGAAUCUAUGUGAUCCUAACCCAUGUGAGAACAUGGCCACAUGUACCAACUUCAGGAUCUCAUAUACAUGUGAAUGUCUACCUGGAUUCACUGGGGUCAACUGUCAAGAUUAUAUUGGUUGUGUGAGCAACCCUUGCCAGAAUGGAGCUACCUGUGCUGAGUUCAACAAUACCUACAUGUGUGCAUGCCCUGCCGGAUUCACUGGUUCAAUGUGUGAGAUAGCAAUCGAUCUGUGUGACCCUGAUCCUUGUCAGAAUGGAGCUACAUGUACAAACUUCCAGACUUCUUAUACCUGUGAUUGCCCUACUGGUUUCACAGGAAUGAAUUGUGAAGUGUAUUCUGGAUGUGACAGUGACCCUUGCCAGAAUGGAGCUACCUGUCAGCAAGGCAAUGAUUCAUACACCUGUAUCUGUCCACCGGGAUACCAAGGUGUGCUGUGUGAAGAGGAAAUAAACCUUUGUGAUCCUGACCCAUGUUUGAAUGGUGCCACAUGCUCAAACUUCAGGACAUCUUAUAACUGUACAUGUGCUAUGGGCUUUGUAGGUGAAAACUGUCAAGAUUAUGCUGGUUGUGAUAGUGACCCUUGUCAGAAUGGAGCAACCUGUACAAACUCCAACUCCUCUUACACUUGCGUUUGCCCAGAAGGAUUCUCUGGAGUAUUGUGUGAAGACUAUGUAGGCUGUGACAGCAACCCUUGCAUGAAUGGAGGAAUGUGUACCCAACAAACCAACAAUACUUAUACGUGUGACUGUCUUCCUGGUUAUCAAGGAAUCCUCUGUGAAACAGAAAUCAACCUAUGUGACCCGGAUCCAUGCCAGAAUGGAGCAAACUGUACCAACUUCAGGACGUCAUACACAUGUGAUUGCCCUAUGGGCUUCACUGGUAUGGACUGUGAAACCUACUCUGGAUGUUCAAGUGACCCUUGUCAGAAUGGAGCAACUUGUACCCAGAAUCUAGACAACACAUACACAUGUACAUGCCCUCAAGGAUUUGUUGGGGAUUUCUGUGAAACCGAACUUGAUGGUUGUGAUCCAAGCCCCUGUGAGAAUGGAGCUAGUUGUACCAAUGUAUUGGGAGAUUAUAACUGUACAUGUGCACCAGGCUGGAAGGGAGUCAACUGCACUGAAGAGUUCAAUGCUUGUGGUAGUGAUCCUUGUCAGAAUGGAGCUAACUGUACAAACAUCCUGAACUCAUACAACUGCUCAUGCCCACCAGGAUACUUUGGAAUGGACUGUGAAAAUGUACAAAAUGCAUGUGAUGAUAAUGGUUGUCUUAAUGGUGCUACCUGCAAUGAUUUCAUCACAUUCUACACCUGUACAUGCCCGGUUGAGUUUACAGGGGACAACUGCGAGACAGAACUUGAUGAGUGUGACCCGGACCCUUGUCAGAAUGGAGCGACAUGUAAUAACUUAUAUACCUCUUACAACUGUACCUGUCCUCCUGGAUAUGAUGGCAGAAACUGUGAGAUUGAUAUUGAUGCUUGUGAUCCUGACAUGUGUAUGAAUGGAGCAACCUGUGUCAAUAAUAUCACCAAUUACACAUGUAUCUGUGCUCCAGGAUGGACCGGAAUCAACUGUGAAACAAGAUUGUUUGCAUGCGAAUCUGAUCCUUGUCUGAAUGGAGCCAGCUGUAAUGAGUUCAACUCUUUCUACAAUUGUACCUGCCCACCAGGGUAUGCAGGCAUCAACUGUGAAAUAGAGCUGAACCCAUGUGACUCUAAUCCCUGUGAGAAUGGUGCGACAUGUAACAACAUGAUAACCAAUUACACCUGUGAUUGUCCUGUUGGUUACGAAGGAGUGCAUUGUGAAUCAGUUACAGACAAUUGUCUGAGUGAUCCAUGCCAGAAUGGCGCCACCUGUAUGAAUAUGGUUGGAUCAUUUACUUGUAUUUGUGAGCCAGGUUAUGAAGGCAUACUUUGUGUUAUGGAGCAAGAUGUUUGUGAAUCAGACCCUUGCCAGAAUGGGGCAACGUGCAACAACUUCAGGACUUCAUAUAAUUGCACUUGUCCAGAUGGGUAUGAAGGAACAAACUGUGAAACAGAUAUCGAUGAAUGUGAUAGUAGCCCUUGCCUAAAUGGAGGUACCUGUAUGGAUGAAGUCAAUGGUUAUAUGUGUACUUGUGUAGCAGGAUAUACAGGACCUAAUUGCGAGACUGAUAUUGAUGACUGUGCUAACGAUCCUUGUCUGAAUGGAGCUACAUGUAUUGAUAUGGUCAAUGGCUUUAUGUGUAUGUGUGUACCAGGCUAUGAAGGCACAUUCUGUGAAGCAGAUAUCAAUGAGUGUGCAUCAAAUCCUUGUGAAAAUGGUGCCACUUGUCAGAAUCGUAUCAAUGAAUUCUUUUGCGUGUGUCCCAAUGGAUUUACUGGACUGAGAUGUGAGGAAGCAAACGAUUGCAUCCAAACAGUCACCAUCUCAGAGAAUGGCCAGUAUGAUAUACUCUCCCCUAACUACCCUAAUGAAUAUGAAACCCGACGCUUCUGUCGCUGGCUGAUCUCUAUCCCCGGGAACCGUCGGUUGCGUCUUAUCUUCAUGGACUUCAGUACCCGCGAGGGUUUAGAUUUUGUGGAGGCGGGUAACGGACUGGACCCCAAUGACCGGGACUCCGUGGUGGUCAGAGCUUCAGGGAGCACCAUCCCUUCUAACUUUGAUACCACAUCAAAUAGUCUAUGGGUUGUCUUUACAUCGGGAGAUGAGACUGGGGACUUCACUGCUAGGGGAUUCUCUAUCAUGGUCAUUGAUCAAGCGCUGGCAUAUAACUGUGAUGGUUUCCCAUGUCUCCAUGGUUCCGACUGCAUCCAGACUGGUAAUGGUAUCAAUGACUUCAUGUGCUACUGCGUGGCUGGAUGGUACGGCACCCUUUGUGAGAAUGAGGUCCCUGUCGGUGCUAAUCCAUGUGAUUAUGAUCAGUGUGAGAACGGCGCCACCUGUGAGGCCAGUGGAACCAGUUAUAUUUGUAACUGUGCACCAGGAUUCCAAGGAAGAUACUGUGAAGAAGCCAUGCCUGAUCCUUGUAUCACUGCACCUUGUCAGAAUGGAGCUCAGUGUGUCAGCCAAGGAAACCAGUACACCUGUCAGUGUAACGCAGGGUAUACAGGAACAUACUGUGAAAUAAAUAUCCAAGAGUGUGACAGCAAUCCUUGUCUAAAUGAAGGUCAAUGUAUUGAUGACAUCAAUGGAUACAUCUGUGUCUGUAUCAAUGGAUUCACCGGUGUUCACUGCCAAAUUGCUCCACCCGACCCCUGUGCGGAUCAUCUUUGUUUCAAUGGAGCUACCUGUGUUGCGGAUGGCUUCACCUCAUACAGCUGUAUGUGUGGAGAUGGUUUCGUUGGGGAACUCUGCCAAUAUGGGAGUGCCUGUUCUAGUGAUCCUUGUCUCAAUGGUGCGUCUUGUGUGGAUGUAAGCAACUUUGAAUAUGACUGCUUCUGCCCACCUGGCUUUACUGGAACCAGAUGUGAAGAAGCAAUCGAAGUAGAUCCUUGUGAUGCCAGGCCCUGUAAGUUUGGAACUUGUCUGAACAUCGGGGAAGGAGAUUACCGCUGCCAAUGCAACCCGGGAUGGACUGGCACAAACUGCAAUUUGGAUGUUAAUGAGUGUUCAGAAAGCCCGUGUAGGAAUGGGGGAUCCUGCUUCAACACUCUAGGUAGUUACAGAUGUUACUGUACCGAUGGGUACUCCGGAACAAACUGCGAUAGAGCGCCUUCAAGUUCUCGGAAUUUAAAUCCCGCUGAUACAGCCCCCCAGACCAGCGACGAUUCUUCAGGGCUAUUAAUCGAACCAUGGUGGAUAGCCGUCAUCUGCGUUCUCUUUGUCCUCAUCCUAUUAUUUAUUGUUGUUCUGGGCUGUCUAUGCACAAGACCGCGCGAGAAGUCUUACGCGUGAGACCAGCUUGCCGGAGUCGGUUACCAAAGACAUGCAAUAGCAUCGGAAUAUAUAUGUAGUUGAUGAUGGAAAUUGACAUAAAACAAUGCUGGUAAAUAGACAUCCUUGUGAUUUAUGAAACUUGAUUGUUACAUUGAAUGUGAUGUAUCAAAGUAUUCAAUACUUACAGAAAAAUCUAACAAAGCUCUGUUUAUAAUCACUGAGCGAAUAAUACAAUGCAAUUUAUAUUCAUUAUAUUUAUAUAUAUUUGUAUAUGUGCACAUAUAUAUAAUCUAUGUUGACAUUUUGAUGUCAGAUCUAUGAUUUUACUUUCAUGAUUUAAAGGCUGCUCAUACUUUUUAUUGAUUUCCUUUCAGGACCAUAGUUUUUAAACUCAACUCAGACAUGAUUUUAGUAUGAGCUGCAUGAUAUAUCUCUUUUUAUAUUAAUGGAUUCUUUGAAAUGCAUUUUUCCAUAUAUUUUAGCUGCUUUUCCACUAUCAUUCUAUAUUUGAUCAUUGAUUUUCUUGUAGUAGUUUUUGUUUGAUGUAUUGUUUAUAUUGAUUUAUUAUAUAUGUUGUACAUUUUUUUUCCAUCUUUUCAUUUCUGAAUUAUUUAUCUAUGUUAAAUAUUAUGGAAUUCAAAAGUUAUAUUUUAUGUUAUUCAUUGCUCUUUCUAUCUGCUUUGUAUCAGUAAUUCAAUUGUUUUAUCUGUAUCUUUGUUUUAAGAUUGACUUUGGAAAAGAAAAUUUAUUUAUAAUUUAUUGUCUUCUUACUUGAAUAGUGUAAUUUUUUCUAGACUAAAGUUUAUUAUUUCUGAUACUGGGGAUGAUACAAUUUUCAUUUAUGCAUUCUGUUCUCGUAAUUACGGUAAUAUUAUGGAGUGCGCAUCAUAUUUUGAAGUAAUGACUCUAUGCACUUCCAUUUGCUCAGUAUUAGCUCAAGGGGGACUAUGUUUUGAUAUAUAGUAAAUAUGUCUGGAAUUAUUGCAUUUAAGGUUUAUAAAAGGUUUCACCAAAAUUGAAGCUGUAAAUAUUCAACUCAGUAUUUGUAUAGAAUUCAAUGUAUUUAAUUUCAUUUAUGUACAUGAUACAUUGAGAGAUGAAUAACUGAUUUGCUAACAUUUAAUAAUUUGUUUAAUCCCCACAAAAUUUUACUAUCAAAUAAUUGGCUUUAUAUACAGUGCCAUUUAUUGACCCUUUUCAAUUGAAUUUGGUACAUAAAUAUGUAGUUGUCCAAAAAGCAGUACUUAGUUUAUUCCUACUGGUUGUCCUUCCAAUUUCAGACCUGGGCCAGGUGACAUGAAGCUUAGCGAUUGAUCGUUGGGCUGAAUUUUAUGACUGAUCAUACACAGUAACUUUAUGCAAUCAAUUGUAGAAAUCAACCCCACAAUCAGUCACUGACAUGUGUGAAACAGGGCCUGGGUACUGUUUCAUUGAUUAGUUUUCAUUUUCUUAAAACUUACUAUAAUAUGAGUCAGAAAUCAAGAGCUUCCCUGUUAAUCAAAACAAAGGGUUUCAUUGACUUUGUUGAAGCCAAUAAAAAUCAGUACUGACUUGGACUUUAAGGACCUGAUAUGUGUUUUAUUCAGAUAUACUUGUAAUAAAUUGAUUCGAAAAGUUGUAGACAAUUUAAUGAGCUUAAAGAAUGUUAGAUAUUUGUAAGGAAUUCCCCAUUUUAUAUUGUACAUUGAGACUGCUAUUGGUGCUACGAUUUGCCUUGCAUAGCAACACAACAGUUUUUCUCUACUUCCCAUAAUAGUUCUAGGUAUGGUAUAUAUCGAUUUAAUAGCUAUGCAUUGCAAGCAUUUAUGGUGUUAACGCACCAAAUAUAGUGAAUUAAUUUAGCGAUUAUAUUUUUCUUUUAUACUAUCAUGUGAAAUAAUUAUUUUGUACAUUGUAUUUUUUGUUUUGAUAUUUUUAUACAUGUAUGCAUAUUUAAUAAAAUGGUACAAAACCUAUUGGCUAAAUGAA